UGCUGAACAGCUGCUGCUCAAACGCACAGACAAGAGUCAGCAACAGGCUGUAACACAGACCGUUAUCUCUGAACUUUGGUGUGCAGAAUGGAGUAGACCAAAACAGAAAGAAACCGAGCAAAAAACAAAGAAGCAGUAGACACCAACAGAAAGUUGUAUCUUUUUAUCUUGCACAAGUGAGGGUUCACUACAGUAUUUACAAAGCUAUUUAGACAAACUAAACUCAGGUAAUAAUUUCUCCUGCCUGAAGUGCUGAUGGCUGCGAUAGCUGGCAGUGUGUGGGUCACUGCGACUCUCUUCAUGUUUGUUCUUGGAGGCCAAGCAUUGGACCUGCUGAGAGUGAACGCAACAUCAAGGAAUCCUCCCUCCACUCCCACAGUGCAUUGCUGGUGUGCGAGCUACCCAAACUUGACUGUUUGCUCCUGGCCUGAACCCUCUCUAUCCCCAUCAACACACUACGUUGCCACUUACAGUGAGAGACACAGACAGAAGGUCACCCAGCAGUGCCAUCUCAUCCAACCCGGCUCUUCAUCCUCUGAUCUGAUUUCAGCAUCGUCACCGUCAUCUGAACGGCUCUGGCACUGCCACCUGCCCAACCUGAAGCUUCUCACUAGUUACAUCAUCAAUGUCACAGCAGUUUCUUCUGGUGGAAGCAGCUCCCAUCUAUCAAGUUUCAUGUUGGAGGAUAUAGUGAAACCAGAUCCUCCCAUAAAUGUCCGGGUUUCCCCUAAUGGUAUCAGAAACUUGUUGGUAGAAUGGUCUCCUCCCCCUAGUUGGGCUAACCUGGACAUCUUCCCCCUAAAAUACCAGAUACUGUACCAGUGCAAAAGCAGGGGCACCCCAAAGUCUUUCAAUCUGGGUCCGUAUGAGAAGACCAAAGUUGAACUGAAGGGGCUGACCCAAGGAGGGAGCUACGUGUUCCAGGUGUGUGCUAAGGAGCUGCUAGGUCUGGGCAAGUGCAGCGACUGGAGCUCACCUGUACAGAUCACCAUACCAAGAACAAAAUCAUAAAGACUCCCCCUCACUUCCUGUUUUAUUUAACCCUCUAAUUUCAAGAUAGCUUUAAGUUAAACUGAAAAACUGCUGAUAGGUGGCAUCGUUUAACUGCACAAGCAAUGCAAGCAACAGUUAUUGAUAUUUUGUUUUAUUUAUGAAGGAAUAAAUGGAUAGUAUCUGUACAGUGUACAAUCAGCAUUUCCAUUGAAAGUAGUAUUAUAUAUUAUUAUUUGUAAUGCUGUUGGUUUGUGUUGGUUGAGUGGGGUGUCUUUGGAGUAGCUGAUAAUAUAGAAACCAUACUGUAAAACAUUGUGAUUAAGUGUCAAGUGUCUGAUUUAUUAUUAUAAUUAUCAACAGUUUAUGACCCCCCCUUUGACCUCUCUAAAGACAC
Messenger RNA from Perca fluviatilis (European perch), 1387 nucleotides. RefSeq names its product Epstein-Barr virus induced 3 (gene ebi3). Lineage: Eukaryota; Metazoa; Chordata; Actinopteri; Perciformes; Percidae. The transcript is spliced from 6 exons. Gene Ontology annotation, biological process: cytokine-mediated signaling pathway. Gene Ontology annotation, cellular component: external side of plasma membrane; membrane. Gene Ontology annotation, molecular function: protein binding; cytokine receptor activity. The coding region runs from base 256 to 1011 and encodes 251 amino acids. The record is from RefSeq and is a predicted model, not a curated record.